GAUGGCUGAGCGCGGGCGAGCGGGGCGCUAAGGCGAGGCUGCCACACACACACACGCACAUACACACCGUCCUGCGGAAGAGAAAGACAGAGAGAGAGAGAGAGAGAGAGAGAGGCGAGCGGUGUACGGGACGUAACCACUUAGUUGCUGUUCAGCUGGUUUGAAGGCAUACGACUUUUGUCCCCCCUCCCCUUGUCUUUGAAAACGGAUUGGUUUUGAAGUGAACAGCAUCCAAUCUCAGCACGUAGCCUAUAGCUACCCAACUCCGGAGAGGAGAGGCAGGGGGGCCGGUAGAGGACAGCUUGCGCUUCUCAAAGCUACUACAAGACAUGUCACUGCUCUGUGUCGGGGUGAAAAAAGCCAAGUUUGAUGGACCCCAAGAGAAGUUUAACACCUACGUGACGCUGAAGGUCCAAAAUGUGAAGAGCACCACUAUCGCAGUCCGCGGCAACCUGCCCAGCUGGGAGCAGGACUUCAUGUUUGAGAUCAACCGGUUGGAUCUGGGCCUGACGGUGGAGGUGUGGAAUAAGGGGCUGAUCUGGGACACCAUGGUGGGCACGGUCUGGAUCCCGCUCCACAGCAUACGCCAGUCCAAUGAGGAGGGCCCAGGGGAGUGGCUGACUCUGGACUCCCAGGUCAUCAUGGCCGACAACGAGAUCUGCGGAACUAAAGAACCCACGUUCCACCGCGUUCUGCUGGACACACGCUUCGAGCUGCCACUGGACAUCCCAGAGGAGGAGGCUCGAUACUGGGCUAAAAAACUGGAACAGCUCAACGCCAUGAGGGACCAGGAUGUUGAACAGGAGAGACCACUACCGGUACCAGGCACACAAUGCUGUAAUUGGAGUCUAUGGGGAGACCAGCAAAACGAGGACCCGGACAGCGCGGUGGACGACCGGGACAGUGACUACCGCAGCGAGACCAGUAACAGCAUCCCGCCGCCCUUCUACACCACGUCCCAGCCCAACGCCUCCGUCCACCAGUACCCAAUGGGCCACAGCACUUAGCUCCACUGAGAGACUCUACUCCCCCUCCCACCAACAGCCAAGCGACCUGACCACGACCAGCACAGGGCCAUCAGUCCCACUGGUAGCUAUGCUUCGUCUGCGGAGCUGAGUCGCUGCAGCUCCCAACUGAGCGAGGAGUUCGCCGGCGACUAUGGCGAGCGCGAACUCUACGACGAGAAUGACUCCUACCACUCCUGCCACUCGUCCGUCAGCUACAGCAAGGGCUCGCCCGACUGGGACCCCGAUGAGACGCACGUCGCCGGUGCCUACUCGGACGAGGGUGGCUACAGCAAAGAUGGCGGAGAGGAAGGUGCACUGUACGAGGAGGAGGACGGUGACCUCCUCUAUGGUGCGGACAAUCUCUACGAGGGCGAGGAGGAGGAGGUCAUGUACGAGGAUGAGGAGCUGGACUACCCGCUGGACGGCACGCUCAGUGAGGACCAGGAGCCGCCCUACACACCCACGCCCACCGGCACCGCGUCCAGGACGCUCGACGUGCCCCCAGGCGGCACCACCAACACUUCCGCUGUCAACGCCGCCGCCUCUAGGCCCCCACUGGAGAAGCAGGCCUCCAUGCACGAGCCCCACCCUCCACAAGGGCCAACUGCCCCAGGCCAGCCUCCUGCACAGAACCAGGCCCAGGCCCAGGGCCCAGCCCAGCCCGGACCCCCCCGCACUGCCCAGCCUCAGCAGUCCACCAAGCCCCCCACCCAGGCUGCGCCGCCACCACAGCCGACCUCCACGGGUCCCAUCCCCUCCGUCCAGUCCUUCUUCGCCAUGGCCAAGCCGCUAGCCGGGGUGUUCGGUCUGGGCAUGUCCUCUAGCCCUCCCCAGCCCUCGGCACCUGCUCCCAAACCUGCCGCCCCAGCAGGCCAGCCUCCACCUAUAGCCCAGCAGCAGCAGCAGCAGGCUCCACCAGGCGCUAAUGCUGGACCAGCUGCCCAAGCUAAUGCAGCUCCUGGUGGGCCUGGUGGUCCAGGGCUGCCCACUGGUGGUCAGUUGAAACCCACAGGCUCCACAGGCCAGCUGGCUCCAGCCCAGGGCUCCCCAGCUGGACAGGGAUCCGUGGGGCCCACGACAGCUAAACCCACCACUCCUCCCUCGGAGGAAUCCCAGUUCAGAGAGGAGCCCCCUCUAACUGAUGAGCCGCCUCUCACAGAUGAGCUACCGCCCCUGGAGGAGGAGGAGGAGUACCCGCCGGAGCUAAGGGAAAGCCCCCUUCGAUCCCCUACAGCAGAUGCUGAGGCUGAGCCACAACCGGAACCAGAGAGUGAGCCGGUGCCAGAGGAGCCACGGGAGCCCGUGGACCCUGCGGUCCGUGCUAAAGAGAACUGGCUAAGGAUCUUCAACAAGGUCCGCCAACAGCUGCAGGAGGAACGUGGAGAAACUUCCCAGUCUCUGUGGUUUAAAGGGGGCAUGAUGGGAGGGGCAUUAUACAGUAUUGACAGCAUGCCGGACCUGCGCAAGAGGAAGGCCAUCCCACUGGUCAGAGACCUGGCAUCAGGCAUCAUGUCUCUAGUCCAGAACUCACGCAAAGCAGGCAUCACCUCUGCCAUGGCCAGCAGCACUCUAAACAAUGAGGAACUGAAGAGCCAUGUGUACAAGAAGACACUGCAGGCUCUGAUCUACCCCAUCUCCUGCACCACGCCACACAACUUCGAGGUGUGGACGGCCACCACGCCCACCUACUGCUACGAGUGCGAGGGCCUGCUAUGGGGCAUCGCCCGCCAGGGCAUGCGCUGCUCCGAGUGCGGCGUCAAGUGCCACGACAAGUGCCAGGACCUGCUCAACGCAGACUGCCUACAGAGAGCAGCGGAGAAGAGUUCUAAGCACGGUGCGGAGGACCGGACACAGAACAUCAUCAUGGUUCUGAAGGACCGCAUGAAGAUCCGCGAGCGGAACAAGCCGGAGAUCUUCGAGCUCAUUCAGGAGGUGUUCGCCGUGGAGAAGGGAAUCCAUGGAGCGCAAAUGAAAACAACCAAACAGAGUGUGCUCGAUGGGACCUCCAAGUGGUCCGCCAAGAUCAGCAUCACAGUGGCGUGUGCGCAGGGUCUGCAGGCGAAGGAUAAGACCGGCUCCAGUGACCCCUAUGUGACCGUACAGGUGGGCAAGACCAAGAAGAGGACCAAGACCAUCUACGGCAACCUCAAUCCAGUCUGGGAUGAGAGCUUCCAUUUAAUGUUGCGUGUGUUGGAACGAGGGGCGAUGACUUAUCAAGUCCGUGUGAAACAGCGCUUAGAGUCUGACGACUUCCUGGGUCAGACCAUCAUCGAGGUGCGCACCCUCAGCGGAGAGAUGGACGUCUGGUACAACCUUGAUAAGCGUACUGAUAAGUCAGCUGUGUCUGGAGCAAUCAGGAUGCACAUCAAUGUGGAGAUCAAAGGAGAAGAGACUGUGUCCCCCUACCAUGUGCAGUACACAUGUCUACAUGAGCACAUCUUCCACUACAUGACGGAGGAGAAGAAUGCUGGGGCAGUGGUCAUCCCAGGCGCCUGGGCUUACGAUGGCCUGGAAGGUGAGUCCAUCUACCAGGCCAUGAGUCAUUUUGCGUGCCUGUCAUCUAAGUACAUGUGCCCGGGUGUCCCUGCGGUCAUGAGCACGCUACUGGCCAACAUCAAUGCCUACUACGCCCACACCACCCAGUCCUCCAACAAUGUCUCUGCCUCCGACCGCUUCGCUGCGUCCAACUUCGGGAAAGAGAGGUUUGUGAAGCUCCUGGAUCAACUGCACAACUCCCUGAGGAUUGACCUCUCCAUGUACAGGAAUAAUUUCCCUGCCAGUAGUCCAGAGAGACUGCAGGAUCUGAAGUCCACAGUAGACCUGCUGACCAGUAUCACCUUCUUCAGGAUGAAGGUCCAGGAGCUGCAGAGUCCCCCAAGGGCGAGCCAGGUGGUAAAGGACUGUGUGAAGGCCUGUCUCAACUCCACCUACGAGUACAUCUUCAACAACUGCCACGAGCUUUACGGCCGGGAGUACCAGACCGACCCGUCAAAGUCGGCUUCUUCUGAGGAGCAGGGACCCAGCAUCAAGAACCUGGACUUCUGGUCCAAACUAAUCACCCUCAUCGUGUCCAUCAUUGAGGAAGACAAGAACUCAUACACACCCUGCCUCAACCAGUUCCCUCAGGAGCUCAAUGUGGGGAAGAUCAGCGCUGAAGUGAUGUGGAACAUGUUUGCUCAGGACAUGAGAUAUGCCAUGGAGGAGCAUGAGAAGAACCGUCUGUGUAAAAGUGCUGACUACAUGAAUCUGCACUUUAAAGUCAAGUGGCUCUAUAACGAGUACUGUAAGGAGCUGACCACCUUCCAGAAAAGGGUUCCAGAGUAUCCUGCGUGGUUCGAGCCAUUCGUCAUCAUGUGGUUGGAUGAGAAUGAGGAAGUGUCCAGAGAUUUCCUCCAUGGGGCCUUAGUGAGGGACCAGAAGGAUGGAUUCCAGGUGACGUCCGAGCACGCUCUGUUCUCCUGCUCUGUGGUGGACGUCUUCUCCCAGCUGAACCAGAGCUUUGAGAUCAUCCGCAAGCUAGAGUGCCCUGACCCACAGAUAGUGGGCACCUACAUGAAGAGAUUCGCCAAGACAAUUGGCAAUGUCCUUCUAUCCUAUGCUGACAUCAUCACCAAGGACUUCCCUAAUCACUGUUCCAAGGAGAAAGUGCCUUGCAUCAUCAUCAAUAACAUCCAGCAGCUCCGAGUUCAACUGGAGAAGAUGUUUGAAGCCAUGGGAGGAAAAGAUCUGAACGUGGAGGCCAGUGACUUUUUGAAGGAGCUGCAGGUGAAGUUGAAUAAUGUGAUGGAUGACCUCAGCCGAGUUUUUGCUGUCAGUUUCCAGCCCCACAUCGAGGAGAAGGUGCGUGAGAUGGGAGACAUCCUGAGCCAGGUGAAGGGCACCAAUGUCCCUGCCAAUGGCAACGGCAGCAUUGCCACAGAUGCAGACAACGUGCUCCAGCCCAUCAUGGACUUCCUGGACAGCAAUCUGUCUCUGUUUGCUAAGAUUUGUGAAAAGACAGUACUGAAGAGAGUCCUUAAGGAGCUGUGGAAGUUGGUCAUGAACACCAUGGAGAAAACCGUCGUGCUGCCCCAACUCACUGACCAAACGAUGAUUGGCACACAACUCAUCUUUAAUGCUGCCAAGGAGCUGGGUCAGCUCUCCAAACUCAAGGAGCACAUGGGACGAGAGGAGGCCAAAGCCCUGUCACCCAAACAGUGUGCGGUCAUCGAGCUCGCCCUGGACACUAUCAAGCAAUACUUCCAUGCGGGUGGAGUGGGUCUGAAGAAGACCUUCCUGGAGAAGAGCCCUGACCUGCAGUCUCUGCGCUACGCCCUGUCCCUCUACACGCAGGCCACCGACAAGCUCAUCCGCAAGUUCAUCCAGUCGCAGCACACUCAGGUCCAUGGAGGUAAAGGUAAAAGGUACACAGCCAACGAGGAGACUUUACCAGAGAAAGCCUCAGGAGUGGAUGACCAGGUUGGAGAAGUCUGCAUGAAUGUAGAGCUCUUCACCGACCCAGGAAAUGGAGCCAACAAGAUCAACAUCAAAGUGGUGUCAGCCAAUGACCUGCGCUGGCAGACCCGUCCGUUCCGUCCAUUCGUUGAGGUCUACAUCAUUGGUCCUCACCUGAGCGAUAAGAAGCGCAAGUUUGCCACCAAGUCCAAGAACAACAGCUGGUCGCCCAAGUUCGCUGAAACCUACCAGUUUACCCUGGGUACAGAGCUGGGCCCGGAAGACUAUGAGAUGCAGGUGGCGGUGAAGGACUACUGCUUUGCGCGGGAGGACCGUACAGUGGGCAUGACCGUGCUGCAGCUGAGGGAGCUUUCGUCACGCGGCAGCGCCACCUGCUGGCUGCCGCUGGGCAAGCGUGUGCACAUGGACGAGACCGGCCUCACCGUGCUACGCAUCCUCUCGCAGCGAAACAACGACGAGGUUGCCAAGGAGUUCGUCAAGCUCAAGUCUGACCAGCGCUCUGCCGAGGAGGGACGCGCCAGCUAAGGGGCAACCGUCGCCACAGCAACAAGACCCCCCAGCCAUGCCCAUCACCUGAUGGACGGCCCAAUGACCUUUGACCUUUCUUGAUGCCACCCCCGAACUCCCCGCACCUUACGUUACCCCUGAUUCCACACCACUGGGUUCUGUUGGGGUCGGGGGUGGGACAGGACAAGAGGGCUCAAAAGGUCAUAUCUGCCCCUGGUGACCUCUAGGGGUUGCCCCUGGCAACAUUCGAGAAUAUGUGCAAUACACACGUGGAUGCAUUCUCUAUCUCUCUCACACACACACACACAUUCACACAUGGACACGCGCUACGCACACACACACCAGUGGAGCUCAGCUCAGUAAGUCAGUGCACCAUCUCAGUUGAGAAUGGGUUGCCAUGGCAAUACUUUAAUCCCUGUAUUUUAUAAAUAGAUUUAUUUGUUUUCUUUAUUCUUUGACUUCUUUUAAUCACAGGGCUACUACCAUUAUGAGUUAACAACAAACAUUGAUAAAGAAUUAAUAAUUAUUUAAUAAAUACAAGCCACUCUCCAGCUAUUAACAUCUGCUAAUAAUAAUAAUAUGUUAAUAACUGGGGUGCCACUCAGCUUGCUGUCUGGCACUGAAAUGUAACUAGCAAUGAGUGUGUGUCUCUCUCUCUCCUGAGCACUGUGGACGGCCCAGCACUCUGGCUCCCCGCACACUACCGCCCCUCUGCCCUCUGGACCCUCCUGCUUCGGACUGCUCUGCCUCAAGCACAGAAACACACCCGCUCCUGCCACUGCCCCGAUUCCCCACCCUCUGGACACACACACAUAUACUGAACUCUCAAACCACUUCCUGAAAAAGAACCCUAGGGGUGGGACUUUUAUUUUGACAGAAAAUGUACUUGGCCUUUUUUUUUGCAUGUUCUAUGGUAUAGCCACAGCCUUGCCACAUCCUGUGUGUUCUCUCUUGUCUGUGUUUGUGUGUGUGUGUGUGUGUGUUCUCUCUGUGCUGUUCUUCUCUGUUAAUUAAUGUCCUUCAACAUUGUGUCUUUUUUCACCUGCUGGUUUGCUUCCUCAUGACACAUACACACACACACUUUAUUAUAUCUCUACUAAAUCUCUUGUUCUUGUACAGACACACACACACACACACACACACACACACACACACACACACACACUCUCUCUCUGUAGGUGCCUCCCUCAGCUGCAGGCUCUGUGUUGUGUGUCAGCAUGCUGUGCUUCUGCGUGCUCUGAGAGAUCCAGCCUGGUGGAGAGAUGCUCCCUCACUCACACUGUUUACUGCUACUGGCCUGUUUACUACACCUGGUUGUUUGUUUGUUUGUUUGUUUGAUCGCUUCUUUGUGUUUGUGUCUUGGUCUGUGGGUAAAGAACAGCCCAUAGAUAAAUGCUGAUUGUGUCCAGUUCCAUGGCACUGCUUUGCAACAGAGACUGACGCAGCAGGGUGAGGGUCACUGAUGCUCUGGACACUGUAGAAGGAGGUGUAGGAGAAUGAGGAGGAGGAGGAUGAGGAGGAGUACUCAAUGCGGAAGGCCAGUCAUGGGAUCAGGCUGAAGAACAGUCCACGCCUGUUGCCAAAGUCCUGUUACAGAUUGAAUUCUUCUCAUGAAUUUAUGGCAGAAUGUUACCUUUUUGAGGAUAUCACAAAGAACACAAGGGUCACUGCUGGGAAGAGAAGAGAAAGACACAGAGAGAGAGCCAGUGUGCAGUGCUCUGGCCCUGGACCCGUCCCCAGCUCAGCCCCAAGCCUGGGAGUUUUACCCCCCUCCCCCACCCAGAAACCACCCAAUACCCCCGGCCCAUCAGACUUUGGGCCCAUCAGUGAGACAGCAGCACUCAGCAGAUGGACGACCUGACCAUAGAGGAAGCCAAUAGCUGUGCAUGACAUAAAGAUCGCAUGAUCUCACUAUGUGCUCAGGUAUAUGCAAUUGUGUGUGACUCCUGGUUAGGCAAUAUAUACAUUCUUGCGCACUCACACACACACACACACACACACAUUUCCCAAUUAGCCAUAUGCUAGCCCACUCUGCCUGCUGAUGUGUAGUGAAGUCUGGUCUUCUUCAGUUGGAUUUGUUGUUUAUCAUCUUGUUUUCCACAGAGUCUUAAAGCAAUACUGAUCAGAGCCUUUGCUUGGGUACAGAAAGAGUCCCAUACUGUUGAUUGAUGGGAGCGUAAGCGAGUGAGGCCUCAGAUUAUGGUCAACCCUAGAGUGGAUCCAGCCUCGAUCUGGUGCAGGCCUGGCUAUGUUCUGGCCCAGUUCCGCUGCCCAGUCGGCUGAGGUUUUGGUGCAGGAGGACCAGCAGGAUGACGAGGAUGUUUGAGCUCGUCUUCUCUAAGAUGUCUCUGUCCAGUGGACAGCCAGUCGUCACCUUGUCCUAGGAGUGAUGUGUUCUGUUGAAGAUACCCCAACUGUCUACUGUCCUGUCAUGAUCUCUUCAACGGUCUUCAAAUGUUUACAGUGCAAUAUAAAUAGUGAUGAAAUUAGCACAAUAAUAAAAAAAAAAUAUAUACACACAUUAUGAAGAGUUUGGUUCCAAAACGCUAUAUAUCCAUUUUUUUUAAAACAUUAAUAAGUCAUGUUAUUUAAUUGUGUAUGUUAUUUAACAUGUUGUUUAAUUUGCUGUUGUGUUGUUUUGAUUAAGUAAAGAUAAAUCAAAUAGAAAUAACCCAAUUACAGUUCUACUGAAAUUACCUGGAAAACAACAUUUUAAAACAUUAUUUAUGAAAAUGGAGGAUAUAGCGUUUUGGAAACAAACUCGCCAAUAUAUAUAUUUAUAAAAAAAAAAAUAAGUGGAAUUUUUAGGAAUAGUGCAAAUUCCACAAACCUUUGUCGGUAUAGUUACUGCUGAGUCUUGCAGACAUUCUAGAGUGUUUACUGAUUCUAGAAUGCCUUCUAGAAUGUGUUGUCUCGACAGAGUUGGAACUGUUAACUAACUUGGGGGCAGGCGACUCUGGGGCAGCCUUGGGGUUGACCUGUCCUCCUGGAAGACUACCAAAUAUCCACGGCACCGGAAUGUCACUCCUGCAGUGAGUAGUAUAGGCCUUCAUGUUGGGGUAGACUUGAAACUGUCUCGGUGAAAUUUCCCUGGCUUUAACAUAGAGACAGUAUUCUAACACCCAUCACGUACACGCACACACAUAUACACACACGCUCAAGCACAAAAUGGGCACGGACAACACAUAAAUGCAUGCAUGCAUGCACGCAGAAAUGUCACCAUGACAACUCAGCGUUGCCCACCUUGUGAAUAGACCUAAGUGCAUGAUGGGAAUUCCACUUCAGUGCCAGCACGCGUCUGUGAUGUUACCUGCCAACUACCCAAUGAUUGCUUGGUCUUUCUUUUCACCUUUAGCUUUGAGUUCAGCGACUCCUGUUACCUGUUGGACUUGCCCCAGAGGUGACUUUUUUUCUCCCCGCUUGUGACUUCACGUUCAGCAUUUGUUUCUGAAUGUAGCGCAGAUAUAGAGGAUUGCAUGAGAGGAUCUUUUUAUACUGAGGAUGUUUCUAAGUUUUUUAAUUCUCGUUAUGAUUAUUCCUAUCACGGAAUGAGGAUGGGUGUCUGCUGCAUUGCUUCCUAUUAAUAAUAAAAUAAAAUAAUUAAAAAAAUAU
Alosa alosa (allis shad) is the source of this 9581-nucleotide messenger RNA. RefSeq names its product protein unc-13 homolog A-like. Gene Ontology annotation, biological process: synaptic vesicle maturation; synaptic transmission, glutamatergic; presynaptic dense core vesicle exocytosis. Gene Ontology annotation, cellular component: presynaptic active zone cytoplasmic component; synaptic vesicle membrane; neuromuscular junction. The record is from RefSeq and is a predicted model, not a curated record. NCBI's taxonomy places the organism in Eukaryota, Metazoa, Chordata, Actinopteri, Clupeiformes, Clupeidae. Gene Ontology annotation, molecular function: syntaxin-1 binding; calmodulin binding; diacylglycerol binding.